Molecule: messenger RNA, 3375 nt
Organism: Mycetomoellerius zeteki
Lineage: Eukaryota; Metazoa; Arthropoda; Insecta; Hymenoptera; Formicidae
Product: putative mediator of RNA polymerase II transcription subunit 12
Exons: 2
Coding region: 64-1773 (569 amino acids)
Cellular component (GO): chitin-based extracellular matrix
Molecular function (GO): structural constituent of chitin-based larval cuticle
Source: RefSeq, a predicted model, not a curated record
AACUCUUGGAGGAUCGUUCCCCAACAAGUAGUACCUCCCCUCCUCGUCAGCAACGCGUGCACCAUGAGGAUUAUAUUAUUGGUAAUCCCGGCGUGUCUGCUCGUCCUAACGGAAGCACGGCGAACGCAGAUCCGGCCUCGCGUGACAGGACCUCAAGUGUAUUACGAGGAAGAGGACAAUCAGGCCGCCGAGGACGAAUUCGACACUGUGGCGGUUUAUCAGCCGCGCACUCGCGCGCUUCCUUCGCCACGGUCUAAGGAUGCGCUGCACGGAUCAAAGCCGCCACCAGUACAGACAAUCAGGAAUUAUAAUAAGGUUAAUGACGACGGAUCCUUCACCUUCGGCUACGAGGCGGCCGACGGUUCCUUCAAGGAGGAAACCCGCGGUACCGAUUGCGUCGUGCGCGGCAAAUACGGCUACAUUGAUCCGGACGGCAAUAAAAGAGAGUUCACCUAUGUUUCGGGCAACCCUUGUGACCCGAACGCACCGAAGGAUGAAGAAGAAGAAGAACCCGAAAAGGAGGAGGAGGAGCUCUCUGGACCGGCGAAUUAUCCCGUGGUCAGGCCUAUACCUCGACCUGUCUCAGUGAGACCCACGUAUCAACCGACUACUACUCGUGCACCCACCACGAUUUUCCAAACCGAGUAUCAGCUCGACGAUGAUGCCAGCCAAGAACUGACUGAGGAUGAUCUGAAGCCGCAGCUGCGACCAUCAGCCUUUAGAAGACCUUCGACCUUAGUGCAAGUCACGCCCUCCACCGCCAUUUAUGAAUCUUCGCCGUCCUCGAGUCCGUCUCUUUUUAGGCUAGCUUCCACCCCGGCCCAAUAUCAAACUACUGCGACGCCCGUCCUCCGUAGCCAGCCUACAGUCACUUCAAGCGUCUAUCAAUCGCUCGAGACCACCACUCGCCGACCGGUGACCCGCCAUCCCUCAGUCAGGGCCCAGUCGGUUGCAAUAACCCCACGACCCCACGUCGCCCAAGUAGCCGCGCAAUAUGUCUCCCCUAGUAGCACGGAACGUCCCGACAGUCUGCUCUACGCCCAGACCCAUCCCACGAUAUCACCAUUGCGCACUACGACCACCGCUAAUGCGCCCCAUCUCGACUUUGCCGCCGAACUCGAGCGUUACGUGAACACGGUCGGCUCGCACGUUUCCGCAGCCCCUGUUGCGAGGCCCCAGACCGUCCAAGCAUCGCCCCAACCCACUUCGAGAGUUAAGUUGACCGGUCAGACGUCGGUCACCGCCGCCUCCGCAGCCGCUGAGCCCAUCUACCAAUCGGAGCUCGUGUAUGAUCCCGCGACCGGUCAGUACAAUACCCAGCUUUAUCAGACACUACCCCAAACCGUGGGUGACUUUAGCCUCAGUCACAAACUCCAACCGUUCGUAGCCCAGCCCCAGUCCUUCCUCGGUCUGCAGCAGCUGCAGCAGUACCAGCAGGCCCAGCGUCCGGUCUAUAAGCAGGCCCAGUCGGCGCCCACCCCGACCAUAGCCCAGCCCCAGGAGGUGCUCUACAGGAAGCAGCAGGCCCAGUUGUUGCAGCAAUCCCACCAGCUCUACGCGCAGCAACAACGUCGUCAGCAGCAGCAGCAGCAGCAGCAGCAACAGCAGCAUCCACAGCAGCAACAAACUCACAGGCUCCAGCUGCUGGAAUCGCAGAGAGAACCCCAGGCGUUCUAUUACGUCGCGCCCUUGAAGGCCUCCGCUGCCCCUACGUCUCUUGCAGUAGGUCAGAUCGAUCAGUUUCUCCGAGGUAGCCGCGCUAAUAACUACUGAUGCAAUCUGAGUCGCGAUUCCUAAGAGAUCUUUCUAGGAUCCUCGAAUCGUCCCUCGUCGAUAUUUAUCAUUUGGUAUUGCCUCGAGCGUCCCUCGCGAGCUAAACCGCCGAGAAUUUCGCGCCGAUUACAUCAUAACGUCGGCCCGUGCGUACACAGAGGGUAUUACAAUAUAAGUACAUGCAUUAUAUAUAAAGUAUAAUAUCUCAUGUGGCGCCGAAGCUGGGAUCAAAUAUAUCGCCGAGUGAAUGGCACACACGAGCGCUUCGAUGCAUGCGUUGCACGCGGGGGAAUGCGUGUGCGGUAUAUAUUUAAUAUAAUCAGCGCGACGCGAGAAAGGCGCACGAACAUGAUUGCGAUGAAAAAUAUCGCGAUAAAGACCGUAGAUUUUUACCGUAAUCGCGCGUUGUAGGAAACACAGACUUUCUGAGAAACAUUCAAAGUUUAUUAUUACAAACGGAUCUUGCGGUCUUCCUGUAAUUCUUAUUUUGCAGUAACAUGGGAUUUUCUGAAUUACCUUGUUCUCGAUAGCGCUUUCAUGCUUUGAUAGUCCCGUACGUAAUUGUAUAUAUAUAUAUAUAUAUAACGCUCGCUUUUUCGUCCAAUGCGUGUCUCAAAGCGUUCUUGCGCUAUCCGCUCGUCUCGGCUAACGCGCAAACAAUAAUAUUAUCCGUCGACGAUGCAAUCGGAGAACGAAGGUUAAAGAGAUUAAAGUAUGUGAUAUUGGAUGGAGGAACCGCGCGCGUACGAUUACAUGGACAGUGUAACUCGUAACAAUAAUGGAGAGCCAUAGUGACAAAACGUUAUACGUGAUAAAAUUUAAAUCCUCUUUGUUUAAUAUUGUUUAAAUCCUCUCAGCUAAUCAUAUCUUUUUAUUUUUUUUCCACGAUUUCUCAGUUAAAUAAUCUCAUCAUAAAUCUCAUUUCCUCCAAACACACAACAAGAAAAGAAUUAUUCGAGCAAGCCUCAUCGUUUCGGGAACUGACAACUUGUUGAAACAAUGCGUUCAUUAAAAGUAGUGAAAUUUUAUUUUUUCGCGCGUCGAGUUGACAUCGAACGUGGUUCCUUCCGUUUCUCAGACCGAUUCCGAGAACACCUCUCUUUUCACUCUGGUAUCGUGCACGUUUAUGAGGCAUGUUAGAGAGUGAAAGCCAACGACCUGACGCAAUACUCAUGCACGCAUAUACGAUGUAUUACCGUGGCAAUUUCUCGCGAGUCCCUAACACCGUACUGUCGUAAAGGUAUCCACAGAGGUUUCGCGAUACAAACGAAACACUUCGUCGCGCGGCUGCGGACCUUUUAUUCGCGACCCCGUAAGCCUGAGCCACGUAAUAAUGCUAGACUCGAUUACAAAAUGUCGAUCCAGUGCAACAUCGAGUCGCAUGAAAGGCGAGUGAGACACGAUCAAGUACAGAAGGGGAUAAUUAGUCGAAUCAAAUCAGUUGGUGUUUCGAUAUACUUUUGAUUAUUUAGACACACAAUGUUGCACUUCCAUACUAUCGUGUCAUAUAAUGCAUAGAAUUCAUCGUGAUAUAAAAGUUUGCAAUUGAUUUGUUGCUUCAUUCUCGCCUAUUCUAAUCUUUUACUCAAACAUCUAAUCGUG